AACUUUCGCAUCUCAGCCUGCGCCCAUCCAAUACGACGAAUCCAAUUCAACGAUUGUAGCGAUUGUAUAUCGAGCCACUACUUUGGUCUCUGAAACGAAACAGACGCGGUCCAGCGGCAUCUGUCGCAUCGAAAGAUAGCCACCAUGGCCACGAAUGGUGCAGCAGCUGCAGCACCGACUGCUGCGCAGACCGGAAACAAACCAGUCCAAAUCAGCGAAGUGCGGCAAACGAACUCGCGCGAGAACCGAACAGCAGCACAUUCGCACAUCAAGGGUCUAGGCCUGCGACCAGAUGGAACAGCAGAUCCCAAUGGGCAGGGUUUCGUUGGUCAGACGGCGGCGCGCGAGGCAUGCGGUGUUGUCGUUGAUCUGAUCCGCGCAAAGAAGAUGGCCGGAAAGGCCAUCAUGCUGGCAGGAGGACCUGGGACAGGAAAGACUGCGCUUGCGCUGGCUGUGAGCCAAGAACUGGGAACCAAGGUGCCCUUCUGUCCCAUGACGGGAAGCGAGGUGUAUAGCGCAGAGGUAAAGAAGACGGAGGCAUUGAUGGAGAACUUCAGACGAGCUAUUGGGCUGCGUGUGCAGGAGCGCAAAGAGGUCUACGAAGGCGAGGUUGCAGAAUUGUCACCAGAAGAGACCGAAAAUCCUCUAGGCGCAUACGGCAGGACAAUUUCACAUCUGCUAAUCACAUUGCGGAGUUCGAAAGGCACAAAGAAGUUGAGACUGGAUCCGAGCAUCUAUGAGGCCAUACAGAAAGAGCGCGUGCGACUGGGAGAUGUCAUCUAUAUCGAGGCGAACACAGGCGCUGUCAAGAGAGUAGGGAGAUCAGACGCAUUUUCGACCGAGUUUGACCUGGAAGCGGAGGAGUACGUUCCUGUGCCCAAGGGAGAUGUGCACAAGAAGAAGGACAUUGUGCAAGAUGUGACACUUCACGAUCUGGACGUGGCCAACGCGCGACCGCAGGGCGGUCAAGAUGUUAUGAGCAUGAUGGGCCAAUUGAUGAAGCCGCGCAAGACAGAAAUCACAGAAAAGCUGCGAGGCGAGAUCAACAAGGUCGUGAACAAGUACAUUGAUCAGGGCAUUGCGGAACUCGUUCCUGGAGUCCUCUUCAUCGACGAAGUCCACAUGCUCGACAUCGAAUGCUUCACCUACCUCAAUCGAGCCCUCGAAUCCACCAUCUCACCCAUCGUCAUCCUCGCAUCCAAUCGAGGACAAACCACAAUACGCGGCACAGGCUCCGUACAAGCCAACGACCCAGGCCUCAUCUCCGCCCACGGAAUUCCUCCAGACUUCCUCGCACGACUGCUAAUCGUACCCACGCACCCAUACACCGCAAACGAAAUCCGCACAAUCAUCCAAACCCGAGCCAAACUCGAAUUCGCAACACCAACAGCACCGCAACUCGCAGACAACCCACAAGCGCUCAAAGUCUCAGCGACACUCAGCCCAGAAGCCCUCGAAGAACUCACUAAGCGUGGCGAAACGGUUUCUCUGCGAUAUGCGCUGCAACUGCUCGCGCCGGCUAGCAUCCUGGCUCGAGCUCGUGGCAGCGAGGGCAAUGUCAUCAGUGUUAUGGACGUCGAAGAAGCGACUUCGCUUUUCUGGGAUGCAGGACGAAGUGCCAAUCAAUUGCGAGAGCAGGCUUCUAUGUUCAUUUCGUGAGGGUAGUAGCUUGAUCGAGAGACCGAAGAGAAAACUUCAUUUUCGAGCUCCUAAUCAAUGAACGACUCGGCCCUUUUGAAAACAUGCAACCCACUGAGCGGUUCAGUCAGUGAGAACCACUAGUCUUCUUCCUCACGCCCGCUACGAGCAGCCGUGACGGGUGAUGCGUCAUGAUGGUUGAGGAAGAGACGUACCAAGCUCUCCGUGCCACAUUAGACAACGGAACGCACACGGAUCUGUGGCGAUUGAUGUGCUUCACAUGCAUUAGCCAGCGCACUAUUAUGAUUGCGUUGUGUAUUAUAGAGAACGAAAGAGAGAUACGAUAGUCCUCAUUAGCUGAAUGUUCGAUCCCAGCAG
Molecule: messenger RNA, 2016 nt
Organism: Cercospora beticola
Lineage: Eukaryota; Fungi; Ascomycota; Dothideomycetes; Mycosphaerellales; Mycosphaerellaceae
Gene: RVB1
Product: RuvB family ATP-dependent DNA helicase pontin
Biological process (GO): regulation of transcription by RNA polymerase II; chromatin remodeling; box C/D snoRNP assembly
Cellular component (GO): Swr1 complex; R2TP complex; NuA4 histone acetyltransferase complex
Molecular function (GO): ATP hydrolysis activity; DNA helicase activity; ATP binding
Source: RefSeq, a predicted model, not a curated record